Debaryomyces fabryi is the source of this 1488-nucleotide messenger RNA. Its product is annotated as mitochondrial 37S ribosomal protein mS29. Bases 1 to 1488 code for a protein of 495 amino acids. The record is from RefSeq and is a predicted model, not a curated record. Gene Ontology annotation, biological process: mitochondrial translation. Gene Ontology annotation, molecular function: structural constituent of ribosome. NCBI's taxonomy places the organism in Eukaryota, Fungi, Ascomycota, Pichiomycetes, Serinales, Debaryomycetaceae. Gene Ontology annotation, cellular component: mitochondrial small ribosomal subunit. The transcript has a single exon.
AUGUUAAAAUUGUCGUUUGAUACGUUGUCUAGGACAGCAAGUAGACAGGUUCCAACAAAUGUUAUAAGAUCAUUUAGUGGAUCCGCAUAUGUGUUUGCAAAGGCAGCUCCAAAACUGAAAGAUGGUAAGAAAAAGGCCAAACAAGGGUUCAAGAACAAAGGAGCAGAAUCUAAGACUGCAAAGGUCAAGAAGGGUGGUAUGACUCACUUGAAGUUUAAGGAUGCUGUUCGUUCAUUGAAGUUUGAAAAGUCGGCCACAGAUUUCACACAAUUGAAUAUCAAAGAUAUAUCCUACGGGUCAUUGAAGUCGAUCACAUCCACUGUUGUCAAGUAUAACGAUUAUACCGAAAAGGCUUUACAAGACCUUGAUUCAUUUAAAAAGUACCAGUAUCAUGAAUUAUUCAGCAAGCCUGUUUCCAUGGUGUCUAACAAUACAUUGAAGCUCGAUGAACAAUUUAUAUCAAAGUUGGAAUCUCCUAGUAAAGACAAUAGAUUGUGUUUAUUAGGUGAAAAGGGUGUAGGAAAGUCGGUGUUACUUUCUCAGGCUAAGGCGUUAGCUAUUUCUAAAUACGACAAGGAUGUAAUCCUUUUACAUUUGGACCACCCACAAAAACUUAUUGAAGGUUCUAGUGACUACAUCUACAACAAAAGAAUAGAGAAAUAUCAACAGCCAAUGUUUACCAAGAGGUGGAUCAAGAAGUUACGUGCUGCUAACGAAGAGAUAUUCAAGAAGUUGCCAUUAACCAGAGAUAUCUCUUUCACCGCUAAGAAGAAGGAAUACAACUUGAAGAAGGGCGAAAAUACCUUGUAUGAUUUCAUCUUAUAUAACCAUGAUUUCGGAAAAGUGGCUCCAACCUCAGCAUUUACCUUUUUGGUUGAGGAAAUCAUGCAUCAUUCUAAGGAAGUUCCUGUUCUUGUCUCGAUUGAUGAUUUCAAUGCAUUAACAAGUGAAACAUUGACUAAAUAUCGUCACACAGACUUUGAGCCAAUUCACUUUACUGAUUUCGAAAUGGGUAGCUUUAUUUUGAAAUUAGCAAGCGGUGAGUUAAGUUUUGCCAAGGGUGGUGUCUUAUUAGCUGAAUCUAAAGAUAUUGCUUAUGGACACACCUUACCAGUUGGUUUAGGUAUCGAGCAAUACGAUCCAUACUACAAGCAACAUCAAUGUGACUACGAAGUUGCCAACAGCUUAUUACAGAAUGGCGGUGUGUCCUCUAUGACCGUUGAAAACCUCACUAAGGAUCAAUGCAGAGAACUUUACAACUUUUGGGAUGCCACUGGUGUUUUAAGGGUUAGAGAAUAUCCAACAAAUGAAGACUAUAAGACAUCUGAGCAAAUUGCAGAUGAACAAGCUGCCAGAAGAUCGGGUGAAGAAGAAGAGAAAUACGUUUACGAUCCUGAAGAACAAUUUGAAAAAUUGGUUCAAAAUAACUUCACCAUUUCUUCAGGUAACCCAGGUCACUUGAUUAAAACCACCACUUUAUCAUAUUAA